UGGUAGAAUUGAGGCUUUAGCAAAUAAUCGCUCUGCUCCUACUCUGCUCUUUGAUCUAUUGAUUUUUUGCUUCAUUAAAUAGUUAUUUUUGUUGCAGUAGAAAUAUUCAGUUAUUUAAUUUUUCUUCUAAACAACGUUCAUGGCCUUCGUCAACAUUAAAUCGACAAGUGUCAAAUGUUGAAUCAUCCAUAUCCGGUACAAUAAUAAAUGAUAAUAGUGAAAAUUAUAAAUCCUAUCAGCGUUCAUUAUCAGUAGAUGAUUCAACAGUAGAUGAUUUAUUACUAAGAAAAAAUCGUGCAGUUAGUGUUGAACCAACUUUAAAUCGUGGUAAUAAUGAUAUUAAAAUUAAAAAUGGACAUAAUCAUCAUUAUCUUCAUCAUCAACGAUCGUCGCCGAAUGGAUCA
Messenger RNA from Rotaria sp. Silwood2, 404 nucleotides. The record is from the annotation of a GenBank genome assembly. Lineage: Eukaryota; Metazoa; Rotifera; Eurotatoria; Philodinida; Philodinidae.